AUGGAACCUUUAUCUGAUCCAUUAUCUCUGACGGGUGAGGCGGAAAAAAAAUACACUGUAUUUUUUUCCUACAGUUUCCCACAGUCAAAUUUGACAUAAAAUUUUCCAAUUUUUGAAAACGAUAGGAAAAAAAUACAUGGAAAAGAAAAAAAAAAAAUUCGAAACCAGGGCGGAAAAAAAUUCAACCCCCAAAAAUGAAAAAAAACCGCAUGAAAAAAAUACACAUAAAAAAAAAUAUUAAAUUACUAAUAUUUAAAAAGAAGCAAAGAAAAUGCUUUAUUAAAUAUGAAUGACAAUAGCAGUCAUUGCAUUUGCUAUAAAUUCACAUAAUAGAUAAAAAAUAGAUGCAAGAACUGUAUCAUAUGCUUUAUAGUAAAAAGUUUUCUGUGUUUUUUUUUUCCAAACCGCAUGAAAAAACUACUAUAAAAAUUUGAAAUACAGAUCUUUAAGUCAAAUAGAGUUAAAAAUAACGAAAAAACAGUCCCAGCUUAAAUCUCUCUUUAAUAACGAGAUUUCAAGAAUAAAAUUAAUGCCUAAAUGUUAAAGAUCAGUUUAAAUAAAAAAAAUUAAAAACAGAAGGAAAAAAAUUCAAAAUUUUUUUUUCUAAAAAAACAGCAUGAAAAAAAUAUCAGUAAAAUUUUAACAGUCUAAAUUUCGGCAUGAAAAAAAUACAAUAGAAAAAAUUUAGUAGGAAAAAAAUACAUAUAAAAAUUUAUAUUUUUUUUUUAAAAUUUUUUAAUUAAAAAAAAUCCAAAAUAUCUAACUCCCAAUAGCGGACGAAAUCAAUGUUUUUUUUUCCCUAAAAAUGGACUCUUAGGUACCAUUUAAUAACAGAAAUUUUUUUACUAUAAAAAAUUUUAAAUUAUAUAAGAUAAUCGUUCAUUAUAAAUUUACUAAUAUACAUAAAAUGGCGGAUGACUUCCGACCCGUCCUCUUGAGACAGUUACCUGUGUAUAUCCGGGCAUGGUUUUUGGAGCCAGGAAUUAGCCCAGCUAUGUCUUUGUACCUCAAGGCGAGAGGUCUAAGCGCAAAGAUCGCUGUUUUUGUGACCAAGACCCUUGGGCAGUUAUUCGUGACUCCUUUUUUCCAGCAGAGCCCAGCCUAGUGGGUGUCAGAAAUGAGGCACGGCGACAUACCUGCCUAAACUGCUUUUGUGAUUUGCCCCGAAUGGCGAAAGUUGUUGAGUUCUUUCUCGGGAUGACCGGAAAAGAGGGGAAGGCAAAUUAAACGAGAAAUCGGGGUUCUCCCCAAUUAAAAGGUGCCCCUUCAGUGGGCAGAUUUGGCGACGUACGGACAGAGUUGACGCAAGAUUCAGGGCGACGAAUCAAGUUGGAAAUGGAGGCGGUCAGUUGGUCAUCACCUCUACCGAGAAACCGGGGUUUCGGACCGGGCUUGAAGCGGCCACGCCUUAGCCAGCUUACGGGGUUAUCUCCAUAAAACGUCACGGCGGCGAAGUAGGGACUUAAAAUACAUAGCAUCUUAACAUAACAUAACAUAACAUAACAUAACAUAACAUAACAUGACAUAACAUAACAUAACAUAGCAUAACAUAACAUAACAUAACAUGACAUAGCAUAACAUAACAUAACAUAACAUAACAUAACAUAACAUAACAUAACAUAACAUAACAUAACAUAACAUAGCAUAACAUAACAUAACAUAGCAUAACAUAAUAUAACAUAACAUAACAUAACAUAACAAAGCAUAACAUAAAUUUACUAGAGCCAAUGAAAUAAAGAUGGGAAUAUUUAAAUAGAAUUAAUUUAAGCGCAAAGGUAUUAAAAAAUUAUGAGAGCUAAUAAUAUGCAUCUGGCUUUCUUUUCUUUAAACCUUGAUCUCCCCUUUUCAAUUGAUAAAUGCCUUUUACUAAUUCGCCGACACUUGACUUUGAUAUAUUGAACUUGUAGGCUAUAUCUUCAUAUGAAAGACCUUCAUUUUGAUGAUCCAGGUAGUAUUGUGCAAUAACUAGCUUAUCACCAGCUGUUAGUCUUUUCUCUUUCUGGUUUCUCCAUUCAACUCCAUUUUAUUAGAUUUAGUGCUUCUCUUUUGACUUAAAAAUGCAUUUUUUUUUCAGCCGUUUAUAAAAAAUUUUAAAUAGAAAAAUAUUUAUAAAUAUCGAACUUUUUUAAUAGCGGACGAUUUUUUCGUCCGCUAUUAAUUGGGGGGGGAGUUAGAACUAUCCAAUAGACAACUAAAAGAAGAGUUGAUCAGGUGGACUUAAGCGCAGUGUAAUCGACUCCAAACCAGAAGGAAUAAAACUUAGAAAUAUAAAUAAUUAAUCGUUUUAUUAUCAGUUAUUAUUACUAAUCACACACAGUAGAGUUUGGAUAACUCAUCCUUAGAUAUUUUGGAUUUUUUUAAUUAAAAAAUUUUAAAAAAAAAAAUAUAAAUUUUAUAUGUAUUUUUUUCCUACUAAAUUUUUUUCUAUUGUAUUUUUUUCAUGCCGAAAUUUAGACUGUUAAAAUUUUACUGAUAUUUUUUUCAUGCUGUUUUUUUAGAAAAAAAAUUUUGAAUUUUUUUCCUUCUGUGUUUUUAAUUUUUUUAUUUAAACUGAUCUUUAACAUUUAGGCAUUAAUUUUAUUCUUGAAAUCUCGUUAUUAAAGAGAGAUUUAAGCUGGGACUGUUUUUUCGUUAUUUUUAACUCUAUUUGACUUAAAGAUCUGUAUUUCAAAUUUUUUAUAGUAGUUUUUUCAUGCGGUUUGGAAAAAAAACACAGAAAACUUUUUACUAUAAAGCAUAUGAUACAGUUCUUGCAUCUAUUUUUUAUCUAUUAUGUGAAUUUAUAGCAAAUGCAAUGACUGUUAUUGUCAUUCAUAUUUAAUAAAGCAUUUUCUUUGCUUCUUUUUAAAUAUUAGUAAUUUAAUAUUUUUUUUUAUGUGUAUUUUUUUCAUGCGGUUUUUUUUCAUUUUUGGGGGUUGAAUUUUUUUUCCGCUCUGGUUUCGAAUUUUUUUUUCUUUUCCAUGUAUUUUUUUCCUAUCGUUUCAAAAAAUUGGAAAAUUUUAUGUCAAAUUUGACUGUGGGAAAACUGUAGGAAAAAAAUACAGUGUAUUUUUUUCCGCUUCACCCUUAUCUGACAGAUUUGAAAAGUCACAGCCACCGCCACCACAUCGCCCACUAGAUAGGUCUCUAUUAUACCCCAACGGUAUCAACUUUCCUCCUGACUGAAAUCUUUUGCGUUCACAUCUGCAAUAUGAAGGCCGCUUGACCAAGGCUGACUGCAUGCUACUUAUCCGUCAAGGCACUGACUGUCUAAGAUGUGAGCACAACUUAAUUGAACUAAAAGAUCCUGUCACCGUCGUAGGUGACAUCCACGGUCAAUUUUACGAUUUUUUACGAAUUUUAGAACUAGGUGGCAACCUAAAUGACACAAAAUAUUUAUUUCUAGGAGACUAUGUAGACCGAGGGUCAUUUUCAAUUGAAGUUUUACUACUACUAUAUGCAAUCAAGCUGAAUUAUCAGCAAACUGUUUUCCUGAUCCGUGGAAACCACGAAUGCCGACAAAUGUCAUCGUAUUUUAAUUUUCGCGCGGAAUGCUUAUAUAAAUAUGAUGCAGAAGUUUACGAUACCAUCAUGGACUCUUUUGAUGCCUUGCCAGUUGCCUGCAUUUUAAAUAACAAAUUCUUAGCUGUUCAUGGAGGAAUUUCUCCAGAACUUGUGAGCAUUGAAGAUAUUUGGAAAAUGAAUAGGUACACUGAGCCGCCAAGGCAAGGGAUAUUUUGUGAUUUAUUAUGGAGUGAUCCGAUUGAUAAUGAUACAGGAGCUUCGACUGAUAAUUUUGUGGGAAAUGAUGUAAGAGGGUGCAGCUUUUAUUAUGGGAUUAGGGCUGUAAAUACAUUUUUGAAGCAAAAUAAGCUACUUUCAGUGUUGAGAGGGCAUGAAGCACAGUUAGAUGGGUAUAAAAUGCAUAGGUGAAAUGGGAACUCUGAGUUUCCUGUUGUAAUCACUAUAUUUUCAGCUCCGAACUACUGCGAUGUGUAUAAUAAUAAAGCAGCUGUGGUAAAAUUUGAAAAUAAUUCGCUGAAUGUGCAGCAGUUCAACUAUACAGAGCACCCUUAUAUUUUGCCGAAUUUCAUGGACGUUUUUAAUUGGAGCACUCCUUUUGUGAUUGAAAAAGUCUUAGAGAUGCUGCAUGGCUUGAUACAGCCAAAACAUAUAGAUGAACUAAAUGAAUUAGGAGAUGGAGAAAAAGUCAAAGAACUUAAAGAAGGACUGAGGGUGAGCAAGAUUGAACAAUUUAAAAAUAAAGUGAAAGCAGUCACAAGAAUGAUGAAAAUGUUUAAGACACUGAGAGAAAGCCAAGAAGUCAUAAUCCAAUUAAAAGGCUUAUGCCCUGAUAACAAAGUGCCGAAAGGGCUACUUCAGCAAGGGAGAGACGCAAUUAUAGGAGCUGUUGACUCUUUUGGAAGAGCUAAACAGCUAGACAUAAUUAAUGAAAAAAGGCCAGAUUAA
Messenger RNA from Blepharisma stoltei, 4449 nucleotides. The record is from the annotation of a GenBank genome assembly. Lineage: Eukaryota; Ciliophora; Heterotrichea; Heterotrichida; Blepharismidae.